Molecule: messenger RNA, 1881 nt
Organism: Bipolaris zeicola 26-R-13
Lineage: Eukaryota; Fungi; Ascomycota; Dothideomycetes; Pleosporales; Pleosporaceae
Exons: 4
Coding region: 1-1881 (626 amino acids)
Biological process (GO): DNA-templated transcription
Cellular component (GO): nucleus
Molecular function (GO): DNA binding; zinc ion binding
Source: RefSeq, a predicted model, not a curated record
AUGAAGCGCGACGACAACGACGGCAACAUCAGCAUCAGCAUCACCAACUCCGACGGCACCUCGCAGCCUUCCUCCACCAGCCCGGCGGCCUCAUCCGCUACCCACGGCCAUGCCCCGGCCAAGAAAAAGCAGAAGCGCAACAAGCCCACGCUCAGCUGCGAAGAGUGCGUAGAGCGCAAGACAAAGUCGCCCUGCCGCUACUCAAACAUCGCCAACCUGAUUGCUUCUUCUGCCGACAAGUAUGUAUUUGGCACCGCGCAAAAUGCCACGCCUCGCUCCAGGAAGACGGCCACCAAACAUCCACUGCGACUUGGCAAGGACCCGCAUCCCCAUGCCAAGUCUAUCCAGGUGCCCCCGACGCCCAUCCGGACCCAGUAUCGGAGUGUGUCCUUGUCGUCAUCAGGCUCGUCGCCUUUUUUGCUUUCAAACAUCCCCUACUCUAACCACACGCCUGCCCCCUUCUUUGGCCUCGGCUUAGAGCAUCCCUUUGCCAACUACUGGACCAGCCGUGGCGGCCUGGCAGAGGUAGUUGGCGUCCUCCCUGCAAAAGAGCAGGCCGACAUUCUCGUCGACAAGUACUUUGAUGCCGUCGAUCCUGUCUAUCCCAUGGUCCACCGCAGGAACUUCUAUGCCGACUAUGAACGCUUCUGGUCCCUGCCCCUCGACGACAAGCAUGCUGCGGACCCUGUCCUCGUCGCCCUUCACUUUGUCGUCUAUGCCAUGGGCACUCAGUUCAUCCACACGACUGACAAUCGUGAACGCGCUCAGAUCGCAGAGUUCUACAUCUCAGCAGCUCAACAGGCCCUGCGCAUAUCCUCGUAUCUCAGUCGUGCCUCGGUCAGGACGUUGCAGGCCAUGGUCCUGAUAGGCUACUUCUUGAUGAACGACAACCAUGCUUCAGAUGCCUGGGCCUUUGGCGGUGUCUUGGUACGACAAGCCUAUGCCAUGGGCCUCCACCGUGACCCGGACAUCAUUGCCCCUCGUUGCUCUCGAAGUGACAAGCAACAGCGUCGCAAGCUAUGGCAGGCAAUAUUCUUCCAAGACACAUUCCUUACCGUCCUCCUCAAGCUCCCACCAACCACAGUCUUUUCAGACAUACAGCCACAGUCGCUGAGCGAUGAUCUGGACGACUACAUUCCAAAUGCCUCAUCAGCUAACGGCGCCACCGAUGCCGUCAUCAAUCCCAUGAGCAUCAGCAACAUUGCUUCCAACUUGGACCUCUAUCCUCCCUAUGAGCUUUCAGACCGACGAUACAUCCGCUCAAUGUGGCACAUGGCCAUUCUCGUUUCACGGACCGUCUGCAUUCCACGUUCGCUAGCAACUCCCCUUACCACAUCUGUCGCCCAAAAGACGGAGCUGGUCAGCGAAUAUUUUGCCUUGCACAGCACGUUUCCCGUCGAGCUCACAGCAUCCGAUGAUGCUACAAUACGAGCCAUGGCCGAACAAAACCCACGAGGCCUGAGGCAAAACCUCUUUUUCCGGAGCAACUUUUGGCACUGCGUCAUGGCUAUCCAAGCGGACGAGAACCCCGCCGAAGGUGUAGCGUGUGACGUCAAGGGUGCCCUGGACGCUGCCAGAAUGGCUCUGCAAUCCUUUUUCCACUUUUGGGAAUAUCUUAGAAUUGAUGCGAGUGUCUGGUGGGUUUUCCAGCACCGCGCUUUCGAAGAAGCGCUUCUCAUGGCUCGUAUUCUGGGUCAACAAGCCCAGCCGCUUUCGCCAACCCAAUCAGGCUUGCCUCCCUCAUCAGAUCCCCUUCUGAAAGAUGCAAAGGCUGAUGCGCGGAAAUGUCUUGAAAUAUUAGACUUGGUUGGCAUUGCCCCUGAAAUGCAAAAGACGCGCACCGAAGUACUCCGAACAGCUUUUGCCGAUAUUCUUUGGUAA